Ruditapes philippinarum (Manila clam) is the source of this 3752-nucleotide messenger RNA. RefSeq lists its product as uncharacterized. Lineage: Eukaryota; Metazoa; Mollusca; Bivalvia; Venerida; Veneridae. The transcript has 4 exons. The coding region runs from base 296 to 3067 and encodes 923 amino acids. The record is from RefSeq and is a predicted model, not a curated record.
CCUUAUGAUAAUGUAUAAAUUUUAUAGGUACAGAUAUAUUAUGCUCAAAUUUGAUUUUUGAAGAAAAAAAACCUGAUAAUUACUGUAGUCAGUAAAAUAAGUGUAAAUAAAAAAAAAACUGACAGUUAAAAGAAUCGACCAAAUCAAAUUAACGAAUACUAGGAAUCAACCUUUCCAAACUAUAAACUAAGUUUAUACAUUCACUUCAAAUUAGAUAUAUUCAUGAUUUUAAUAAUCUUCUGAACAAAUCUUUAGUACUUUAGUCCCAUAUAGUUUUACAAGUGGUAUUAUAAUAAUGUUGAACCUUGCUGUUUUUGCAGAUGUAUAUAACACAUCUUUGGAAGACUGUUGCACUGGGGAGAAAAAAUGGAUAUGUCCAGAUAAAGGGUGCCAAAAGGUGCUCUCAACUAAGUUCACAUUGAAAACACAUAUUCAAAGUUUUCAUCAUUCACUUUGGAAAACAAUAGACUACGCUGUACCUGCUAAAAAGUACAAACUUUAUGAAGUAGACUCUUCAAUACCAGUACCACGAAGCACAUAUUAUGCAAAGAAAAGAAAAUUUGAAGCACUUUAUAUGAGAGAUGAUCCAACUGUUAUUGCCAACAAAAAUCAAGAACCAAGUGAUUCUGAAAAUAGCAUUUACCCCCACACAUUGGCAAAUGUUCAGCAUGCUGAGAUAUUUUAUUCUGUUGAAACAAUUGAAAGAUAUGGAGAUAGCGGUGAUGAGGAAAAUGUAAAUGCAUCCACAAGUGACAUGAGUAUAUCUGAUGAUGACACAAAUUCUGAGUCAAAUGAAGACGAAAAUACUGAAAGUGAUGCAACAGUUGACAUAUGUAUACCGGCGAAUGAAUUAAAUAAUAGUGGACCACCAUUGUAUGUAUUGCCUGCACAUAAUGAUACAUACUUAAGUCGAAUUACACUCUCUGAACAUGCCCUUGGACUGGGUGCUAUUGCCACUCGACACAAUCUUUCAAAUACUGCAAUUCAUGAUAUUUUGAAGUUAAUUCAACUGCAUUUGCCACAAGAAAAUAUAGGACUGACAUCAAUAAGCUCUCUGCAGGAUCUUUGUGGAUUUAACAAAGAUUACUUACAGCAUCAUAUCUAUUGUGAAGUGUGUAAUAAAUUAUUCACCGGUGAUGAAGAAAGCUGUGCUACACCAGGAUGCCAUAGCAAUAAUGAGAACAAAAAGUAUUUUGUUAAAAGUGAUAUCAAAAUGCAAUUCAAAGAAAUCAUGGAGAGGCCUGAAACUUGGCAAUCUAUUCAGGAGAGCUAUUGUCUUCAAAAUUCACAUGUUAUAUCCGACAUAAAAUCUGGAACUGCAUACAAGAAACUCAAAGAACCAGGUGGAUUUUUGUAUCAAUCAACUAAUAUUACAUUAACAAUGUUUACAGAUGGUGUUGCUUUAUUCAAAAGUUCUUCAGUGUCUUUAUGGCCAAUAUAUUUACUAAUCAAUGAAAUUCCUCCAAAAGAACGUUUUCAGAAAAAAAACAUGAUUCUUUGGGGUAUCUGGCAAGGUGUGGGUAAACCAAAGAUGCUUAUGUAUCUAAAGCCAUUUGUUCUAGACCUUUUAGAUCUGUAUAAUGAUGGAUUUAAUUUCACAACAGUAGAUAAUGAAAUUAAUUGUAAAGCAAUGCUUAUAAUUGCUACAAUGGAUCUACAAGCAAGAGCCUAUGUUUUCAACAUGACACAGCACAAUGGGGAAAAUGGUUGCAUGUUUUGCAGUGAACCUGGGGAAACGGUACGCUCUGGAGCUGGUUACUGCAGAGCAUAUCCAUUCAAAGAAGCCGAAGCUCUACGUACAGAAGACGAAAUUCGACAAUGUGCUAAACAGGCUCGAACCUUGAACAAACGGGUUGCUGGGUUCUAUGGGGAAUGUGCUAUGAUGUACCUGCCAUACUUCAAGUUAUCUGAAAAUGUAGUUAUUGAUUAUAUGCAUGGGAUUCUACUUGGUGUGUCCAAAAAGCUCUUAGAACUUUGGUUUGAUAGCAAGCAUUCUAAAGAGGAUUUUUAUAUUGGAAAUAAUAUGAAACAAGUUGAUAAGCAUCUUUCAAAAAUUAACCCACCUUAUUUCAUCCACAGAAAGCCACGACAAAUCUGCAACAAUUACCAUCACUGGAAAGCUUCUGAAAUUCGAAACUGGCUUUUGUUUUAUGCCAUUCCAUGCCUGAACGGUAUACUUAAAGAGCCAUUCUUAACCCACUUUAGCUGCCUUGUAGAGGGAACAUACAUACUCCUACAGGAAGGCAUUACACCCGAUGAUCUUCAGCGGUCAAACACUCUGUUAAAGGCAUUUGUCAAGAAUGUCCAACAUCUGUAUGGUGUUCAAUACAUGAGUAUGAAUGUACACAACAUUUUACAUCUUCCAGCAAUGGUGAAAAAGUGGGGGCCCCUAUGGGGAUGGUCAUGUUUCCCCUUUGAAUCAUAUAAUGGAGAUAUCAUAGCAUGUGUUCAUGGCAAAGGCAAUGUAUGCAAAGAUGUCUUCUGGCAUCUUCAGGCACAAAAAAGAGUUAACUUAAAAGUAAAAGAUCUCCCAAGCGGUUCUCCCACAGUGCAAUUUGUAGAAAAGAUGUUUGAAGGCAAAUUGCAUGGAGAAUCUAAUAAUGCAAUGCAAUGUACUGUGAUAAAGCAAAUUGCUGCAAAAACUCUAGAUACAAUGGAAAGAGAAUACUUAGAAAGAUAUGUUGGUACAAGUGAGAUUAGGGAGUACAUGACAUGCAAUAAAAUUAUCAGAAAUGGGUUUGUCAUGUAUAGCAUGAAUUGUUCUAAAAUAAAAAAACAAAAUUCCUACACAAUACUGCUUGAUGUUGUUGAAGAUAAAGGGCACAGACAGGCAAUAGAGGUUAGCAAGUUCAUUAUUCACCAACCUUCAAAAUCUGUAUUUGCCGUAGGACAUCAAUUGGUAGCCAAGGACACAAUUCUCAAAAAUCGGGUCCCUCAUAUUUGGAUUUAUGAAAGGAGGAACAAGACAAUUUUUAGAGUAAAGAGACUGCAAGAACCACUUAUUGUGAUGAAUGUUGCAGGGUACAUUUAUUGUGCAAGGUUUCCUAACAAUCAAGAAACAGAUUGAAGCACUCAUGACACUGAGCAUAAAUGUAUUUUGCAAAUAACUUUUUAACAGGGACAUGUACAUGUAUAUACAUAAUACUUAUAAAGUACUGAUAUCACAGUUUUAUUUUGUGUAUUUAAAAAGUGCUUACUUGGCAGACUGUUACAUUUAUGUGCUGGCAAGCAAGUCCACGUGAUUAAGUGAUUUUUUUUCAUGCUGUUUAAAGUGAUAUUUUCUUGGUCUUCAUGUAUAUUUUAUAAAUUCCAUAUAUAAAUUGUGUUUUAUUCUUAUAUCUUUAACCCUGAAAAUAGUUUCAUUAUAGAAAAAAGAUUAUACAUGACUUAACUUAAUUUGGAGGACUAGUUUAUCUUAAGUGAAGUAAAUGCUGAAAUUAGUUGAAAAUUUUCUAAGUCCAAAAUCAGCUGAAAAUUUUCUAAGUCCAGAACAUUCACAAAAAUGACUAAGUGUUUUCCAGAGUACAACUCCUUGAAAAAUUUCUAAGUGUUGACUUUCCAGAGUUUCCGGAGGUGUUUCAUGGAGAUACUCUUUGAUGGUAAAAUCAUGUUCCAGAGUUCUCCAUGAAAAUUUUUCCAGAGUACUCUGGAAUUACUGUGGAAAAAAGCUGGUUUCCAUGAAAAUUCACGGAAAUUCAUGGAAAUUCUGUUAUUUUCCAGAGUUUUUCCAGAGUAACUCUGGAAAAUCUACA